This is a messenger RNA of Pantherophis guttatus, 2053 nucleotides long. It is a transcript of the gene AMT, whose product is annotated as aminomethyltransferase. Gene Ontology annotation, molecular function: aminomethyltransferase activity; protein binding. Gene Ontology annotation, biological process: glycine catabolic process. Gene Ontology annotation, cellular component: glycine cleavage complex; mitochondrion. Lineage: Eukaryota; Metazoa; Chordata; Lepidosauria; Squamata; Colubridae. The record is from RefSeq and is a predicted model, not a curated record.
GUUCGCUGGCGGGGAGAAAUGCUGCGGGCUGGGGUUGCUGGAAGACUUUCGCUCCGGCGCUUGGGCUCCUUCGGGGCGAUUGCAUGCGGGAAGCGGAGCUAUUCUUCUGGGCAGGAGAACCUGAAACAGACCCCUCUCUAUGACUUCCACCGACAUCAUGGUGGGAAGAUGGUGGACUUUGCAGGCUGGAGCCUUCCUGUGCAAUACACACACAGCCACCUGGACUCCCAUCUCCACACACGUCAACACUGUUCUCUCUUUGAUGUGUCCCACAUGCUCCAGACUAAAGUGUUUGGCAGAGACAGGGUGAAGUUUAUAGAAAGUCUAGUAGUUGGGGAUAUUGCAGAGCUGAAGCCUGAUCAGGGCACUCUCUCUCUGUUCACAAAUGAGAAGGGCGGCAUUAUAGAUGAUUUGAUUGUGACCAACACCUCAGAGCAGCACUUAUACGUGGUCUCUAAUGCCGGUUGCAUGGACAAAGAUUUUGCCCUCAUGGAGAAUAAGAUGAAGGAAAUGAAAGCAGCUGGCUAUGAUGUACACUUGGAGGUGUCAGACAAUGCUUUGCUUGCUCUGCAAGGUCCUACUAUGGCCCGUGUGCUGCAAUCCGGGGUGGCAGAUGAUCUGGCUAAGUUACCCUUCAUGAGCAGUGCGAUGAUGGCCGUAUUUGGAGUGCAAGGCUGCAGGGUGACACGUUGUGGCUACACAGGCGAGGAUGGCGUAGAGAUCUCUGUCCCUGCGAAUCAAGCUGUGGAGCUGGCCGAGCUGUUGCUUAGGGACUCUUCUGUGUGGCUGGCCGGACUUGCAGCUAGGGAUAGUUUGCGACUGGAAGCAGGUCUAUGUCUUUAUGGGAAUGACAUUGAUGAGAACACAACCCCUGUGGAGGCCAGUCUGGUGUGGACUCUUGGGAAGCGCCGUCGUGUUGCCAUGGAUUUCCCUGGGGCUUCAACCAUUUUGGCCCAAAUUAAAGAGAAACCGAAAAAGAAGCGUGUAGGGCUGACUUCUACAGGACCUCCCAUCCGGCAGCAUGUGCCCAUUCUUAGCCCAGAGGGCAAGGCAAUUGGUGAAGUUACUAGUGGCUGCCCAUCACCAUGCCUGCAGAAGAAUAUUGCUAUGGGCUAUGUGGACAGCGAAUUCAGCAAACUGAACACAGCCCUCACUGUAGAGGUGAGGAAGAAGAACUAUCCAGCUCUUGUGACCAAAAUGCCCUUUACACCUACCCAUUACUACACCAUAAAAUAGGCUGCUGCCAGCAGAGGUUUUUAAUUUUAUAUCACAUUAAAAGACAAGAGAUAUCUGACUCUAUGAAGAGUCUGCUACUAAAGACAAAUUGAGCCUAGAGAAGACUGUAUCAGUCUAGGAUUGAUGUCUGCAGUGCGAGGUGGAAUAUUUGAGAUCUGAUAAGCAGAAAAGUAACCUGGUUUCAUUCCUCUCAUCUGCUCAGUAGCUUCUUGGUUGCUGUCAUGAGUCAUUUGACUCAGAUCAUGCACAUAUAGUUGAAUCUAGGCUACAUUUUGGGGAUUGGUUAGGCACGUUGGAAUUUGGAAAGCAUAUUCUGGGCAGACUUACAAAAUUGGAGCAUGGUCAGCAACAAAAUUCUAAUUUAGCAGAAGGAAAACUGAAGAAGAUACUCUCUACUUUUGAACUCUCUUCUUCAGGACCUUGCCCUUUGACUCACAGCUGAUCAGCUGUCUUUUUCCUGGGUAGAUGGACACUAGACCCUCUCUAUUUUUAUACUCGGAGAAUGCCGAUGAGCCCAUUGGAAUUUUUUAAAAAUAAAUGUCAGGUAGUUAGAUACCAAAGAUAAUGUCAGUAGGCACAGGGAUACAAAAAUCACAGAACUACUUGUGAGCCAUUUUUUUUAAAGUAGAGGAUUGUUAAUUCUUCAACACAUGUUUUGUGAGAAUACACAGGAGCAGUGAUUCAAGCUUAGGCAAAUCCUCUUUUAUUUCUUUGCUUUUUUUUUCUGAGCUGGAGGCUUCAGAUAAUGUCUUGAAAUACAGCUCAGGGCACAUCUAUGAAAUUUUCUUGGCAGCAAUAAAAUAGUUUGCUAUUGUUA